This is a messenger RNA of Hyphopichia burtonii NRRL Y-1933, 1377 nucleotides long. Its product is annotated as putative carboxylic ester hydrolase. The transcript has a single exon. Gene Ontology annotation, biological process: medium-chain fatty acid biosynthetic process; medium-chain fatty acid catabolic process. Gene Ontology annotation, molecular function: monoacylglycerol lipase activity; acetylesterase activity. Lineage: Eukaryota; Fungi; Ascomycota; Pichiomycetes; Serinales; Debaryomycetaceae. The record is from RefSeq and is a predicted model, not a curated record. The coding region runs from base 1 to 1377 and encodes 458 amino acids.
AUGGUGUUGAGUUAUUUGAAGUCCUAUGUGACUAACACUGUUCCCCAAAAACCGGUCCCAUUUGUAAAUAAACAAGAUCAAACUGAAGCUGGAUUACCGGAUAUUAUCAAGCAGUCGGUAAAAGAAUUGAGUGAAGGGUACUCGUAUUGGCUGUACCCAUUCUUAUCAUCAGGGCAUUUACAGACAGCAUAUACAGCAGUUAGAAAGUUUGAGAACAGAGAUGAGGUCUGUUAUAAAAGAAGGUUAAUGACUGUUGAAGAUAUUCGUUAUAAAGUGAAUGAUGAUGAACUUCCAUAUGACCGUUGGGAAGGGCAGAGUACAUUUGCAAUUGAUUAUGUUGUAGCUCCAGGUAAUGAGGAUAAAGAACAUGAGAGAUUCAAGCCCGAAUCGCAAGUGCUUGAUUUACCUCCUAGAACUGAAUAUUUAGACCCAUCCAAAGAACAAUCGUUACUUGACGAUGAAUCAAAGCCCUUGGUUAUUGCAUUGCACGGAUUGUCCGGAGGAUCAUUUGAAUCAUAUCUCAGAGCUUUUGUACAUAAGAUUACUCAGGAGCCUUAUGGGUUUGAUGCAUUAGUCCUUAAUUCAAGGGGUUGUGCUAAUCAUACCAUUACUUCACCACAAUUAUUUUGUGGAUUGUGGACUAACGAUUUGAGGUAUUUAAUUAAUGAGCACAUUUUAAAGAAAUGGCCUAAUAAAAGAAUUUACCUUAUAGGUUUUUCAUUGGGGGGUGCAAUAAUUGCUAAUUAUUUAGGUCAAGAAUACGAUGCAGUUUCUAAAAAUAUUAAAGCAAGUAUAAUUGUUUCAUCGCCAUGGUCAUUCCCGGAUUCAAGUUACCGAUUACAAGAAUCGUUGUUAGGAAAUAGAUUAUAUUCUCCAGCCAUGUGUCAAAAUUUGUUAAAACUUUUGAAAAAUCAUUAUGAAGGUCAUUUAAAAUAUGAUAAUGUUGUUGAUGAUUACCAUAAGAACCCAGAAUCUUAUAAAGUUGAAAAAUUAAAAGAUUUUGAUGAUAACUUUACUUCAAGAUUAUUUGGUUUCAAUUGUGCAGAUGAAUAUUAUAGGCAUGCAUCUCCUUCAAAUAGAAUUUCUAAAAUAAGAGUUCCAACAAUCUUAUUAAAUUCUCAAGAUGAUCCAAUUGCAAGUUAUAAGAGUUUACCGGAAACAGAAAUCAAAUUAAACCCUUAUACUGUAUUGAUUGGUACUACCAUUGGUGGACAUCUUGGUUGGUUUGACUACAAAGGGGAUAGAUGGUAUGCUGAGCCAGCCUCUAACUUAUUCAAAGAAUUAGAUAAAAACUGGGAAAUUAAUGAAAAAGCUUUGAAGUCAAGUGACUUGCCUUUAGUUGAGCCUACUUGGAAGUACGAUAGAAUUGUAUCUUAG